ACACGCCCAGUCUGCUGUUCUUGUUUGCUAUUGGUGGUGGAUAUCUCCAUUCAAAGCGGCAAAACAUUUAAAAUUUGAAAUCAAACGGCUGUGUUUCGUUAUUGGAGGAGGUCGCACCGUUGUAGGUGGCAGGGAAAAUGAGCAAAAUUAACAAGGAGAAUACAAUGUCGCGUCUACCUGUGACUACCAAGAGAGCGCAUCCAGACAGCGCUGGGCAAGACCCGCAGCCUGCACAGAAGAAAAUGCGGAGAGUAGACCAGGAUACUCUGAGGGCCAAACAGGCGGCCUCAGUAGUUGGGAUCAAGAGACCCGUGGCGGUACCAGUUCCUCGACCUGCUGCAAGACGUCCCACUGCUGCAGCCACCAUAGCUGGUGUCGGCCCUACAGCAAGACGUCCCACUGCUGCAGCCACCGUAGCUGGUGUCGGCCCUACAGGUGUAAACAAACGGCCAGUGGCCUCUACAGCCAAAGGUGUAACCAAGAGACCACCUUGGGAUUUGAAGGGGAAAGUUUGUGACAUGGAAGUCAAAGUUAACACCUACCAGAGCCGCCUGAAGGGGGCCAGUCAAGAAAAUGAUGGCCUGAAGGAAGCUGUGACACAGGCCCUGGAGCAAGCAGCCAAGCUCGAGAGGGAGAACGACAAUCUGAAACGCAAGCUCAAUAUGUGUGAGGAGAAACUUGACACCCUGUCUGGGGUGAAGGAACAGCUGGAGGAGGUUUCCCAACAGAGGGACACACUGGAGAAAGACCUGAGGUCCCUGACCGACAAGCUUAGGGCUGUGGAGACCCUCAACGACGGCCUCAACUCUGAGCUUCAUACAGUUCAGAGCCGUCUCUCCAUGCAGACAUCAACCCUGACGCACACCCAGGACACCCUACACGAGACCCAAGAAAAGGUUCGGGGGCUGGAGGAAAAUUUGGCUCUGCAGAGGGAGAAUCUACACAAUGGGGAAAUGGAACGGCGAAGACUCCACAACACCAUACAGGAACUCAAAGGGAACAUCAGGGUUUUCUGCAGAGUGAGGCCCAUGCUCUCCAAUGUCCAAGCAGAUGUCCCUCACAUCCAGCUGCCUACCCACGACAACAAGGCUGUUGUCCUUGCUAAAUCAGAAGAGUCUCACACAGGCCGCUCUGGGGACACGCAGAAGAACUACAGCUUUAGCUUUGACCACGUCUUCGGGCCUCAGGCCUCCCAGCAGGAGGUGUUUGAGGAGAUAUCGCUGCUGGUGCAGUCAGCCCUGGAUGGCUACAACGUCUGCUGCUUCGCCUAUGGGCAGACGGGGAGCGGCAAGACGUACACCAUGGAGGGCGGCAAGUUGGACCAGGAGUGCGGCGUCAUCCCUCGGGCAGUGCAGCAGAUAUUCAAGGCGGCCAAAGCACUGGAGCAGCACGGCUGGGAGUAUUCCUUCACCGCCAGCUUUGUGGAGAUUUAUAAUGAGACCUUAAGGGACCUGCUUUACACGGGCAAGCCCAACAAAAGGCCUGAGCAUGACAUCAAGAAAAACCCCAACAACGGAAUCACGGUCACCAACCUGACCUAUCAGAGUGUCACUAACGAGGACCAGGUCCACAACCUGAUCGAGUUGGCUAACCAGCACAGGUCCACUGCCAGGACCUGUGCCAAUGACCAUUCAUCCAGAUCCCACUCUGUCUUCCAGCUGGAUAUAGAGGGUAUCAACCCCAACAGAGGCACCAAGUGCAAAUCUUCCCUGUGUCUAGUGGACCUUGCUGGCAGUGAACGCGUACAGAAGAGUCAGUCCCAGGGUGAGCGGUUCAAAGAGAUGACUGCCAUCAACUCGUCCCUCACUAACCUGGGUAUUGUCAUCUCCGCCCUGGCCAGCAAGGAGAAUCACAUCCCAUAUCGCAACUGCAAGCUGACAUACCUGCUUCAGAACUGCUUGGGGGGCAACAGCAAAACUUUGAUGUUUGUGAACAUUGCUCCUGAACUGGACAGUUUUAACGAGUCCCUCAAUUCACUUCGGUUUGCCAGCAAGGUCAAUGACUGCGUCAUUGGAACAGCCGCGGUGAAUCGGAAGUGAAUCCGAUAUUUAUAUACAGAUAUGUUUUUAAUGCUUUUAAAGUUUUUGAGUCAUGUGAUGUAAUUCUUUUUUUCCCAUAUGCUUCAUGUAUGACCUGACAUGCAUCAGAUCGUAACAAAUUACACAAUAUGUGAAAUCAUACCCUUUUGGAAAAAAUGUAAAAAUAAAACGUAUUUGCAAAA
Molecule: messenger RNA, 2221 nt
Organism: Clupea harengus (Atlantic herring)
Lineage: Eukaryota; Metazoa; Chordata; Actinopteri; Clupeiformes; Clupeidae
Gene: kifc1
Product: kinesin family member C1
Biological process (GO): microtubule-based movement
Molecular function (GO): ATP binding; microtubule motor activity; microtubule binding
Source: RefSeq, a predicted model, not a curated record